This is a messenger RNA of Hypoxylon fragiforme, 1918 nucleotides long. Its product is annotated as fungal-specific transcription factor domain-containing protein. The record is from RefSeq and is a predicted model, not a curated record. Gene Ontology annotation, biological process: DNA-templated transcription; regulation of DNA-templated transcription. Bases 1 to 1734 code for a protein of 577 amino acids. NCBI's taxonomy places the organism in Eukaryota, Fungi, Ascomycota, Sordariomycetes, Xylariales, Hypoxylaceae. Gene Ontology annotation, cellular component: nucleus. Gene Ontology annotation, molecular function: DNA-binding transcription factor activity, RNA polymerase II-specific; DNA binding; zinc ion binding. The transcript is spliced from 5 exons.
AUGGCACCAGCAAAAUCUACCACAACCGGCAAGCAGCCUCGACAAAACCCAGGACCAGCGUGCCAACAAUGUAGAAUACGCAAGUUACGCUGCGACCGGCAAACUCCAUGCCGUGGAUGCAUCGACUCUGGAGUUUCUUGCCAUACCGAUUUAACUCCACCACAACGAGGGCCUAAACGGGGUCAUCUAGGAGUCUUGAGAUCAAGAAUAGCUGCACUGGAGCAACGGAUGAGUGAACAAGACCCUCAUAUGGGAGUUUAUACUCCCGCUGCUUCAGAGUCUCAGUUCAACUUAGACGACAACAGCGUCGCAGACUCAGCAGCUCCUCCGCCUCCGCCGAGUACUACCAUGGGCCAGUCGCCCCCAGAAGAAGCCGGAGCAGUAGGGCUUUCCAUACCCACUCCAUCGCAGUUCCCAUCUUCUUGCGGUUUCGUAUCAGGGCAAGCUUAUAUAGGGCAAACGGGGCUGUCUCUACCACCGCCAUUGACACGUGCCGACCUGGACCAGCUAUUCUUUGACCGUACCAACGCCUUUAUACCCAUAAUACAACAAUACCGCUACUUCAUACGGUCCAAAUCCUCCUCUGCCACACAAUCACACACAUGUCUGCAGUACGCGAUGUGGACAAUGGCGGCAGCGCUGUCGUCGCAGUUCCACCAUCUGCGUGACCCGCUAUACCACGACACCAUCGAAAAGCUCGCGCACAGCCCUACCGAAGACGAUGUCUCACGGCUGGAACACGCGCAGGCGUGGAUCCUCAUCGCCGUGUACGAGCUCAUGCAAGCCCCCUUCCAACGGGCAUGGAUCAGCGCUGGGCGCGCCAUACGCCUGGUGCAGCUGAUGCGGCUCAACGAGACUGACAAAGUCACCGACCUAGAUGUAGACCCGGAGACUUUCGUCGAAAAGGAGGAGAGACGACGGACAUUCUGGAUGGCCUUCUGUCUUGACCGCUGCAGCUGCGUGCUGGAGGGACUGCCCCUGACUUUGAAUGAGCAAGAGAUCUCCACACGUCUGCCAUGCCCAGAAGACGCCUUCCAGCGCGGGACCCCCGUCGCAAUGCCCUUCCUCUCCGAAGUUCUCACAGAGACAGAACCGAACAUCAUGUCCUCCUUCGCUGAGUCAAUCAUCUUCACAACACUCUGGGGGCGCAGCUUCAUCCACCAGCGGCAGCUGGUCGCGGAGCCCGUGUUCUGCAACUCGUCGCGCGACUUCUACGAGCGCCAGAUCUGGCUCGACGACAUCCUCAACCGCCGCAUCCAGAAGCUGCAGCAGGACUACGUGGCCGCGUCUGUCAAGCUCGACUCCAUGCUGCUCUACACGAGCAUGAUCGCGCAGACGGCUGCGCUGCUGCUGUGUAAGGCGGCCGAUUCCAUACCGCCGAACACGCCGGGGAACCAUGAUCUCAUUACGAGGUACCAGCAGAGAGCGUCGAGCGCGGCGAAGGAGGUCGUCCGGCUGGCGCAGUAUCUCCCGUACUUCAGUUACUUCAAAGUCCACCCCUUCACGCCAAUCCCCCUAUUCCUAUGCCGGCAAUUUCUAUUCGUGCUGAAAGACAACGACUACGCGAUGACUGACGACUUAAACGUGCUCAGCGAAGCGCUGCAAGACCUGAAAGGCGUCAACGGGCUGUGCCAAGGCCGGCUGGAGAUCGAUUUCUCGGAGGUAGAGCUGCCGGACUUGGAGGAGGCGCCGGAUACGAUGAUGGACUUUUUUGGGAAGUAUAUAGUGGCGUGAGGAGACGUUAUAAAAAGUAGUAAUGUAAGGGCUGCCUAGGUAGUUUAGGUGUCUAGGUAAUGAAUCAUGGCGUGUUAAUGAAUUGUAUCUAUUUUCAAACCCUACACCUUUUUUGGCCAUUUGUGAGAUGUCAUGGACUCAUAUGUGUUCAAGGUUGGCUUAUCAGGUGGUGUGGCUCUUUUGU